This is a messenger RNA of Aureobasidium pullulans EXF-150, 1269 nucleotides long. Its product is annotated as nucleotide-diphospho-sugar transferase. The transcript is spliced from 4 exons. The record is from RefSeq and is a predicted model, not a curated record. The coding region runs from base 127 to 1269 and encodes 380 amino acids. Gene Ontology annotation, molecular function: glycosyltransferase activity. NCBI's taxonomy places the organism in Eukaryota, Fungi, Ascomycota, Dothideomycetes, Dothideales, Saccotheciaceae.
GGGCUUGCGUGAAUCUAGCCUUGAGAGGUAAGGACACGGCGGCAGACUGAACAGUGGCUUGAGCAAGCAGCUCUUUCUCGGCUCUUGUUGUCAUUCGCUUUUCUAGAUGAUCGGUCUGAUUAGUGCAUGUUUUCAUUGACUUUCCUUCCAACCUUCGGUCUACAACUUUUAUACAAGGCAGUCCAGUCGUCGGACGAAGAGAACAACAGACCAGAGGCUUCAGGACACCCAGGACUUCUGAAGACGUUUCCCCGAGCAUUUUUACGUAUUCCACGUCUUGUACUGGUCUUGCUGGUCCUCGGAGUAUUCGCAUACCUCUUCUCAAUAUUGUCUGUGGACGGUCGCUUCUCGGACCUGAGAGUGUACAACAACUCAUCCAACUCACCGGCCUCGGAAAUCGGUCUUGAGAUCUCGCAAGAUACUUACAUCAACGCUGACUGGUCCAAAUUCGCAUAUACGCAAUACGUCACAGGGAAGGAUUAUUUGUGCAACUCCCUCAUGAUCUUUGAGACGCUACAUCGGUUAGGGAGCAAAGCAGAGCGUCUGAUGAUGUAUCCCGAGCAGUGGUCUUUGGAGUCAAACUCCUCGGAAGCAGAUCUGUUGCAGAGAGCGCGAGAAGACUACAACGUCAAACUGGUCCCAAUCCAUGUCCAGCAUUUUGCUGGAGAAGCUACCUGGGGGGAUAGCUUCACAAAGCUUCUGGCAUUCAACCAAACACAAUACGAACGUGUGAUCAGUCUCGACUCCGACGCAAAUGUUCUGCAGCCCAUGGAUGAGCUCUUCUUCUUGCCUCGUGUUCCUGUCGCCAUGCCUCGAGCUUACUGGCUGAACAACACUCUAUCGUCCCAGCUGGUCGUGAUACAGCCAUCCAAGCAAGAAUUCGAGCGCAUAUUAUAUGCUUUCGAGCACCGGCAAAAUACUGACUUCGACAUGGAAAUUGUGAACAAUCUAUAUGGUCGAGAUUGCCUGAUACUGCCACAUAGGCGCUACGACCUACUCAGUGGCGAGUUCCGUGGCACAAAGCACCAGAACUAUUUGGGAUCAACGACAGAAGUGUGGAAUCCACGUCAAGUGCUCCAGGAAGCCAAAUUCCUACACUUCUCCGACUGGCCAUAUCCGAAGCCAUGGAUCGCUGGUGACGAGUCUAUAAGAAUAGAUAUACAGCCUGCAUGCCAUGUGACCGCCUCGGGUGAGGACGACUGUAGUGAUCGCGAUGUAUGGAAUGAGAUCUACCGCGAAUUCAAGGACAGACGACAAUAUGUGGUUUAG